AGCUUUGAUGACUCGGGCGUUGAAGAAUGUUGAAAGUAAAUCGUAAUAAAGGAUCGAAUAUCCACGUAAACGUCUGCUAACUGCUCGCUAGCUCAAAGCUAACAGUUGAGAGUCGUUUGUGUUGAUGAUCGGAUUUACAAUAUCUUCCUGAGACGCUUUUCCUCGGAAGAAAUGCCUGCGAUAUUGAGCUCCAGACCACAGACUGGUCUGUCUUUUUUGGCACCUGAACCAGAGGACCUUGAAGAUCUUUACAGCAGAUAUAAGAAACUGCAACAGGAACUGGAGUUCCUAGAAGUGCAGGAGGAGUAUAUUAAAGAUGAGCAAAAAAACCUGAAGAAAGAGUUCCUUCAUGCACAGGAAGAGGUGAAACGGAUACAAAGCAUCCCACUCGUCAUUGGGCAGUUCCUGGAAGCGGUUGAUCAAAACACAGCAAUUGUUGGCUCCACCACAGGCUCUAACUACUACGUGCGCAUCCUGAGCACCAUUGACAGAGAACUGCUGAAGCCCAAUGCCUCUGUGGCCCUGCAUAAGCACAGCAAUGCCCUGGUGGAUGUGCUUCCCCCUGAAGCUGACAGCAGCAUCAUGAUGCUGACGUCUGACCAAAAGCCGGAUGUCAUGUAUGCGGACAUUGGUGGUAUGGACAUCCAGAAGCAGGAAGUCAGAGAAGCUGUGGAGCUGCCUCUCACCCACUUUGAGCUCUACAAACAGAUUGGCAUAGACCCACCCAGAGGCGUUCUCAUGUAUGGACCUCCAGGAUGUGGGAAGACAAUGUUGGCCAAGGCUGUCGCGCACCACACUACAGCCGCUUUUAUCCGUGUGGUGGGCUCAGAGUUUGUCCAGAAAUACUUGGGUGAGGGACCUCGCAUGGUGCGUGAUGUAUUCCGGCUGGCAAAAGAAAAUGCUCCCGCUAUUAUUUUCAUCGACGAGAUCGACGCCAUCGCCACCAAGCGUUUUGAUGCACAGACUGGAGCUGACAGAGAGGUCCAGAGAAUCCUCCUGGAGCUGUUGAAUCAAAUGGACGGCUUUGACCAGAAUGUCAAUGUCAAGGUUAUCAUGGCCACCAACAGAGCGGACACACUUGACCCUGCCCUGCUACGCCCUGGUCGUCUUGACAGAAAGAUCGAGUUCCCGCUGCCUGACCGCAGGCAAAAACGUCUGAUUUUCUCCACCAUCACCAGUAAAAUGAAUCUCUCAGAGGAGGUGGACCUGGAAGACUAUGUGGCCCGUCCUGACAAGAUUUCUGGUGCCGAUAUCAAUUCCAUCUGCCAGGAGGCUGGCAUGUUGGCAGUGCGGGAGAACAGGUACAUCGUGUUGGCCAAGGACUUCGAGAAAGCCUACAAGACGGUCAUCAAAAAGGACGAGCAGGAACAUGAAUUCUACAAAUAAAAAUAUUCAUUUUAAGUGUCAAGAAAGAAAUCAAUUCAACUUUGGUUUGUCUGUGUAAUCGGUGUAUGUUGUCGGGGUUUCUCAGUCCCUGACCUGCACUGCUUGAUGGAUGACCUGCCAGGUCACCUAAGGUCGGAUUAUCUUGGACAUCUCAACACCUUGUGGUAUCGUGUUUUGUCUUUGUACAGCCAAGCAAGUGGUUCUUAAAACAAUGUGCUCAUGACGACCACUCAGCGGAAACAUUUGUAUCUAUAUACACACACACUCGACAAUACCCAUUAAAGUGUUUUCCAAAUAAAAAGUGG
Messenger RNA from Synchiropus splendidus (mandarinfish), 1691 nucleotides. RefSeq names its product proteasome 26S subunit, ATPase 4 (gene psmc4). The transcript has 11 exons. Gene Ontology annotation, molecular function: ATP hydrolysis activity; proteasome-activating activity; ATP binding. The record is from RefSeq and is a predicted model, not a curated record. Lineage: Eukaryota; Metazoa; Chordata; Actinopteri; Syngnathiformes; Callionymidae. Gene Ontology annotation, biological process: proteasome-mediated ubiquitin-dependent protein catabolic process. Gene Ontology annotation, cellular component: proteasome regulatory particle, base subcomplex. Bases 172 to 1386 code for a protein of 404 amino acids.